AGGGUUGAAAAUGUAAACAUUUGAGAUACCUAAAAGCAUUUUUAUUUUACUAAUUUUUAUUCUUUCUCAAAUAGUUUAGUACAACAAGAGGUGAAUAAACCUCAUAUUUAUUAACUCAAGAUGCAAGAUAUCGCUAAGAUUAAUAAUGAGGUGAUAUUACUUCGAAAAUCCUUAAAAUCUAUAAUGAAUCAAACAAAACUAAAUUUAGCGAAAAAAAUAAAGAAGUUAAAGAACGCUAAAAACGUAAAUCAACAAUCUGUGGAGCGAAAGCAAAACGAACUUGAAUGUUUUAAACGACUAAAGGUGUCUGAUGUGAUUCUACGUAAUGGAUUGUUUAGUGAAAAAUUACAAAAGACAUUAACUGAUUCAGGCUCUACUGAAAAUGACCGAGUUCUUGCUAGAAAAAUAAACAAAGAUUCCUUUUUUGUUGAUUCAAAUGGAAAAAAUUAUGUUGCUUCAAUAAAUCCUGAUGAUUCUAUGAGUUCCGAAGAAGAGAAGCCUAAAAUAUUUCUUAGGCCAAAGAAUCGAAAAGUUUCUAUGGACAAAGCUAGAAACCAUCAACUCCAAUACAAAACAAAGCAAAAUCAACUCAAAACAAAGCAAGAAAAAUCAAAAAAAAUUAUUUCUACCAAUGUUAAUCAAUCUGCAUCAAUUAAAACUGAAGAAACGGAACCAAUUCAUCCUAGCUGGCAAGCAAAAGCUAAAAUGCGUGAAAAGUUGAAAAUUAAUGAAUUUCAAGGAAAGAAAAUAAAGUUUGAUGAAUAA
Molecule: messenger RNA, 765 nt
Organism: Clunio marinus
Lineage: Eukaryota; Metazoa; Arthropoda; Insecta; Diptera; Chironomidae
Source: the annotation of a GenBank genome assembly